Molecule: messenger RNA, 1193 nt
Organism: Neltuma alba
Lineage: Eukaryota; Viridiplantae; Streptophyta; Magnoliopsida; Fabales; Fabaceae
Exons: 3
Coding region: 23-1006 (327 amino acids)
Source: RefSeq, a predicted model, not a curated record
CUUAGCUCCACUACUCAGCAUAAUGAGUAAGGAUCAAGUGAAAGCUUCGUGGGAUCUAAAAACCACAAAGGUGUUCAUUGAUUUGUGCAUUGAACUAGUUCAACAAGGAGAAAGAAAAGGUACAAGCUUAACAAAGAAAGCUUGGGGAAUUCUUGCCGAUAAGUUCAAUGCGAAAACUGGGAGAGCCUAUACAAAACCUCAAUUUAAGAACAAAUAUGAUUCCUUACGAAAGGAAUGGCAGACAUGGGAUAGGUUGCUCCACGAGACAGGUUUGAGAUGGGAUAUUGAAAAGAAUACUGUUAGUGCAAUUGAUGAUUGGUGGGAGAAGAAAUUAGUGGAAGUUCCAAACUACAAAAAAUUUAGAAAAAGAGGACUUCAAUUUCGAGAUGAAUUAACUCAACUAUUUGGAAGUGUGACUACAACUGAACCACAAUUGUGGGCACUUUCUCCCAUGACGCUUCUAAGUGAAGGAGCACCUAAUGAUGAUAUGGAAGAAGGGUUCGGAGAUAAUAGUGAAAUCUUAGGUACAUCAACUGGUAUAAGUGGGGAAUUUUACUUAGUAACUUUUAAUGAAAAUAGUGGAGGUAGUAGGGGCAACAUUGGGAUAAGGCAGGAUAACAAUCGUGGGGAUAGACCUGGUAGCUCAUUGGGGAUCAGAAGAAAGAGUGAAGCCAUGAAGAAGAAACCAACUUUCCCUAUAAAAAUAUCAGAUGCACUUAGUAGGAUAGCUAAAGCAAAUGGUUCUGAUUUUCAACGUGGAAAUGAUAUGGUUUCACAAGCACAAGCUAGAAGGUUGGAAGAAAAAGCACGUGCUUAUGAGACUUCAAUUAUGGGAGUCCUAUCUCACCUUAAAACAAUUGAUGAAGUUUUCAAUGAUAUUGAUUUGUUUACACGCUGCACACGACUUCUUAUGGAACGACCGGAGGCAAGGGAAAUGUAUGCGGCGCUGAAGGAUAGGAGGGAACAACUUGUGGCCGUUUUGAAGCAUUUCACUAAGAAUUUAUGACUUGUUUAUUAUAUUAGACAACUCUUUAUGUCUAUUGGAUUAUGUGAUUAUUGGAUUGUUGUAUGAAUUAGACAACUCGUUACUUUCUUAAAUGUUUCGUAAUUUCUAUGUAAGGAUUCUAAACUUUAUGUAUGUGUGCAUAGGAUAAAACAGAAAUGGAUGAUGAAAUUAAAUUUGUGGAGGAGCA